GAUCUUUACCUUUACGAAAUGGGCUGUGUCCCUGUCGGGAUGUAGGGAGAGUAAUUUGCAGUAGAACGGCAAGCAGCAGGUGAGCAGCAAACAAAUAGGAAUUGAACCUUGUGCCUUCUGAUUCCGAGACAGGGUCACUGCACCAAGCACUCACUCCCAGGUGAUUUCUCAAUACCUGUACUGGACGUGAAUUCUUGAUACUUGUACAGGACACGACGCGACAUGGGCUGUGUCCCUGCCAAGACCAUGUGGCCGGACUGGUGCUGCAUGCAGAGGCCGAUGCGGAGGCAGUCCCGGCGGAUGGUCAGCCAACUGACCCGGGUCACCAACUUCAGCGAGGCGGAGGUCAAGCAGUGGUACCACCUGUUCCUCAAAGACUGUCCGGAAGGAGUCUUAAGUGAAGAGAGGUUCGUGACCUUCUUCUGUAACUUCUACAAGAGGGGAGACUAUGAGAAGAAGAAGGCGCUGGCGACUCAGAUCUUCCGCACGUUUGAUCGAGACGGGAGCGGUUCCGUGGACUUCCGGGAGUUUCUCUGCGGCAUGAGCGCGUUGCUGAGGGGGACUACGGCUCAGAGACUCCGCUGGGCCUUCAACAUGUACGACUUGGACAGGAACGGGUCUCUCAGCAGGGACGAACUGCUCAAUGUCUUAAAGAGGCUCCUCUGGGCCUUCAACAUGUACGACUUGGACAGGAACGGGUCACUCAGCAGGGACGAGCUGCUGAAUGUCUUAAAGAGACUCCGCUGGGCCUUCAACAUGUACGACCUGGACAGGAACGGGUCUCUGAGCAGGGACGAGCUGCUCAAUGUCUUAAAGCUGAUGUAUGAACUCCAGCUGACCCGCAGGUUUGAGCCCGAAGACGCGGAGGAGAUCAGGAGGGCGGAGUCCCACCUGGAGACCAUGACUGAGCAGAUUUUUCAGGCACUGGACGAGGACAGAGACGGGCAGCUACAGAUGAGAGAGUUUGUGGAGGGAUUUAAGAGGAACCCCAGCCUCCUCAGACUGAACAGUGUGGACAUUGGCACGUGA
Messenger RNA from Branchiostoma floridae (Florida lancelet), 1029 nucleotides. Its product is annotated as neurocalcin homolog. The record is from RefSeq and is a predicted model, not a curated record. The transcript has 4 exons. Bases 223 to 1029 code for a protein of 268 amino acids. Lineage: Eukaryota; Metazoa; Chordata; Leptocardii; Amphioxiformes; Branchiostomatidae. Gene Ontology annotation, molecular function: calcium ion binding.